AAUAGCAGUUCAGCGGCAGCGAGGGUAGGAGAAAGAGAGUGGGGCUAUGCCUGGGCAGCUGACUCAAAGAGGCUGCAUGCUGAAGUGCAACAGAGAGGAAGUGAUAAAUCUCAGCUACUAUGCAAUAAAUUGCUCAAACUCCCGCUAAGGAAGCGACUGGCUAUCGUGAAACAGUCAGGUUUUUGUUUUUUUACAAAGUCACUGUUUUGUUACCUGAAUCUUCUUCACUGAACCUUUUUUUUACCUUCUCACUCUCCCAAAGUAAUUUCUAAAAACAAAACAAAACAAGCAAUUAAAAACAAGUGAGAAAGGUAGAGGGGUGGGUGAAGGUGUCUCUAAGAACAGGGAAGAAAAGGGUUAGUAACAUGACAAUAUUCCUCCAGUUUGCUUUCCUUGCAACUCUUCUGACUCACAUAGGAUGCAGUAGUCAACGUCGGGGUCCAGAGUCCAAUGCCAGGAGGUAUAACCGGAUUCAGCAUGGACAGUGCACCUACACCUUCAUCCUUCCAGAACAGGAUGGGAACUGUCGCGAAAGCACCACCGACCAAUACAGCACCAAUGCUCUCCAAAGGGAUGCCCCCCACAUGGAUCAGGAUUUCUCUUCCCAGAAACUGCAGCGCCUGGAGCAUGUGAUGGAAAAUUAUACUCAGUGGCUGCAAAAGCUUGAGAACUACAUUGUGGAAAACAUGAAAUCGGAGAUGGCCCAGUUGCAGCAGAACGCGGUACAGAACCAUACAGCCACCAUGCUGGAGAUAGGAACCAGCCUCCUCAGCCAGACUGCAGAGCAGACAAGAAAGCUCACAGAUGUUGAAACGCAGGUACUAAAUCAAACAUCCCGACUAGAAAUCCAGCUGCUGGAAAAUUCAUUAUCUACAUACAAGUUGGAGAAACAACUGCUCCAGCAGACACAUGAAAUCUUGAAAAUUCAUGAUAAAAACAGUUUAUUGGAACACAAAAUCCUUGAAAUGGAAGAAAGACAUAAAGGGGAGCUGGAUACUUUGAAGGAGGAAAAAGAGAACCUGCAAGGCUUAGUUUCACGUCAAACCUACAUAAUCCAAGAACUGGAGAGGCAGCUGAGUAAAGCAACCACCAAUAACAGUAUUCUGCAAAAACAGCAGUUGGAGCUGAUGGACACCGUUCAUAACUUAAUCAGCAUUUGUUCUAAAGAAGGAGUUGUACUAAAGAAUACAAAGAGAGAAGAUGACAAGCCAUUCAGAGACUGUGCUGAUGCCUACCAAGCUGGUUUUAACAAAAGUGGUGUCUACACUAUUUAUGUUAAUAACAUAUCAGAACCUAAAAAGGUGUUUUGUAAUAUGGAAACCGCAGGAGGAGGCUGGACAGUCAUGCAACACCGAGAAGAUGGGAGCCUAGAUUUCCAAAAAAACUGGAAAGAAUACAAGAUGGGCUUCGGUAGUCCCUCUGGUGAAUAUUGGCUGGGGAAUGAGUUUAUCUUUGCAAUAACCACCAGUCAAAGACACUAUUCUCUCAGAAUUGAACUAAUGGAUUGGGAAGGAAGUCGGGCUUAUUCACAAUAUGAUAGAUUUUACAUAGGAAAUGAAAAGCAGAAUUACAGGCUCUAUCUGAAGGGUCACUCGGGAACAGCAGGAAAACAGAGCAGCCUGAUACUGCAUGGGGCUGACUUUAGUACCAAAGAUGCUGACAAUGACAACUGUAUGUGCAAAUGUGCCCUUAUGCUAACAGGAGGCUGGUGGUUUGAUGCCUGUGGGCCUUCCAAUCUCAAUGGAAUGUUCUACUCUGCUGGACAGCACCAUGGAAAAAUAAAUGGAAUCAAAUGGCACUACUUCAAAGGCCCCAGUUAUUCAUUACGUUCCACAACUAUGAUGAUCCGGCCAUUAGACUUUUAACAAGUGAAAGCUAGAACAAUGUGCAGCAUAGCUACCCUGUUCUGAAGAACUUCAUAUAUAACCUUCAGAAGCAGAAGGUCAGGGGAUUCCCUGAAAGCAUCAAAUGGCAGCAGCCCAUCAGUACUCAGAUCUCAUGUCACAGGCUGCAGUAAAUGGACACAAGUCACCACCCAACACAUCAGGAUGCAGAUGACAUGUGAUUGCUUGGACUAGAGAAGAUGGUUAUUAUGACAGUUUAGUGGACAACAUUAUGGUUCAGUUGCCACAAAUGAACCUAAUACCUUUGAGCAGGUUUUUUCUUUCUUUCUUUGUACAAAAUUAUCAGAUACAAACAAGAUGAAAUUUUGUAAAGCAGAAAUACGUCAUAAUCAGUAGGGAAAGGAUCUUUGUCAGAGAUGGAAAUGGCACUGAAUCUAUGCAAAAGCACAACCAAUAUUUAUUUUAAUUGGUACAUGUGCCUUAAAAUAAGUGUAAAGAUGGUCAUUCACACCAUUGCCUGCUAUCAGCAAACACAAUUUAGAUGGAUAACAUCUCUUUAAUGUAGGAUUGAUAUGGUAUGUUGGAGCAAUUAUUCAUUAAGCCUGUUUCAAAUGUGAAACAUGCCCCUAAUAAAGAGACUGUGAAUCAUGGUGGCAGAGAAUGAUAACAGCAAUAUGCAGAGAGUUGUCAAUUGCCCUGCAUGGCUAGGGAGAAUGUAGGUAAUCCUGAUAAUUGGCAUAAUCCGUCAACUAGGAUUUGUGGCAUGAUAACAAAAGAAACCAGGGAUUUUUCUUUCUGACUGUUACAGCUUUGGCCUCUGUCAACAAAGUCUGAAUAUCAAGCAGUUUAAAAAAAAAAAGGUGAAAAAAAGGUUAUUUUGCAAAUGGAAUUUCAUUUGAAAAAUACACAUAAAUAUAGCAUGUAUGCAGAUGGCAUGACCACAUAUUUCAACUGGAUUUGGUUCAUUAAGCAGUGUUUUGUUGCUGUUGCAUGUGCACAUUUUAGAGUUAAUUAUUUCUGAACUGCUUUUAGACCUUCAUUUCUUUUCUCUGUUAUUCAUCCUUAAUUUGAAAAUAAGUUAAGCAGUUCUUUGCUGUGCUUCAGUUACUGCUGUGAAACAGAAAAUACAGGACAACAAAUGGAAUUAUUAUAAUUAUGGAUUGUAAGUACUAGGGGAUGGGCACAAAGCAGCCAAAGUUCAGCAUCUUAAUUUCAAUGGAAAAAUUAAGCACAUUCUUUUUUGAAAUGAACUGGACUUAAAAGUACUCUCCUGGAUCAUGUCUCAUCAGUUGGCUACAAUUUUUAAAAAAUGCAACAGAAUUGAUGCACAUAAGCUUGGCCUUCAGUAGUUGUAAGGAAGUAGGUUAUUCUAGCAUUAAAGUUUUGAUUCCUGAGUAACAGUUCUCCAGUGUACUUCCUGAUGCACACUGUGGACACAUUCAGACAGACAUGUGGCCCAGGGGUAAACUUGUGAACUUGGACCUCAGAAUCAUGUGUGUAUAGACAAUGUAUGAAUGGUAUCAUACAGAGGAAGCUGCCUUAUACAAAGUCAGACUAUUGGUCCAUCUAGCUCAGUAUUAUCUACACCAGUGUUCUUCAACUGUGGGUCCCCAGAUGUUGUUAACUACAACUUCCAUCAACCCCAACCAGCUUAGCCAAUGACCAAAUAUGAAGAACAGUGAUCUACAUUGACCAGCAGUGCCUCUCUAGGAUUUUAGAUGGGAGUCUCUCUCAGGCCAACCUGGAGAUGCCGAGGAUUGAAUCUGGUACCUUUUACAUGCACAGUAUGUGCUCUGCUUCUGAGCUAUGGUCUGACUUCUCCAAAAGGCCCUCCAUUGUGAUUCUGUGCUGCCAAAAAGUUUUUGUCAAUUCCUUAAGACACCCUGAAUUUAUCCUUUAAAAAUAUUAGCCACACCCACUUUACAUUUCAGCAACACCUACUUUGACAUGCAACCCCCAGAUAGUGGACCUUGGGUCAAUGUGGCCCUUUGCCUGAAAAAGAUUAGCCACUCAUUGUGUUUGGAGAUAGGUUCUCUGUAUUUAUGAAUGUAGAAAAUUAAACAAGUGCAAAUAAUCCAUAGAAGCCAUGGAGAGUGUUCAGACUUCAUGUGGAAACAAUAAUGAUUCCUGGGUGUACAAACCAAGUUGUAUCCAUCCAGAUCUGUUCUUUCCCACCUUCUCCCUUUUGGUUUCAUUUAUAUAGAUUAGCAUGGCCUCUUUGCCACUACUUGAGAACCCUUUAUAUUCUUUUGCUAUGAUACCUCCCCAUGUAUGCCAGAGAUCCAUUUCCAUGUAUGUUGUGUGUCACAUGCAUGUCACAGGUCCGCAUGGCCUGACUGAGACAACAAAGAAGACCUAUCAUACUGGUGAUGUUUCACACUGCAGGUUAGGGCAGUUCCUCAUUAAUGUUCUUGUCAGUCUGAUCAUCUAUCAUGGACUACCAGCACUACUCAGGAGCAAUCUUCCCUGUUGUGCCGCUGGAGUUGUCUGCCCCAUAUUUUUCUGUGAGUUGUCCAUCUGUUAGUUGGAAGGGACCAGUGCAGAAGGUCCCAGGUUCUAUACCUGUUAGCUCCAGUUCAAAGGAUUAGGUAGAUAUGAAAGUCGUCUCCCUGAGCUGCCAUUCAGAGUAGAUACUAGGCUAGAUGGACAGAUAUUCUGCCCUGGAUUAAGGCAGAUUCCUAUGUCCAUGUCCUUCUGAUAUGUGGGGAUGAGCUUCUGGUUUUUCCAGGCAAGUAAAUCCUUGGCCACCCCCCUGCAAUUAUCUUCAUAUACAAUAAUGGACACAGCUGUUCAUGGUUUUCCAGAGGCCCUGCGAUGCAGAGCUGGCCCAAGACAUUUAGCUGUCAGAGACAAAGGACAAGAUGGUGCUCUUCCUCAUUCUACAUACAGAGACCAACUGAGCUAGUUGUUAACCUCCAACAUCUCACAGCCUUUCCCUGACCCUUAGCAUCUGCCUCCUGAGAUGAGCCUAUUUUUAAUGAAAUAAAAGUUAUCAAUAAAUGUUCCUAACAUUGUGCUUAAUACAAUUAAAUAUCCAUCCUCUUAAUCUUUGUUGGGCAGCUUGCUUCCAUUUAUGGGAAUGAAACUUGCAUAAGUUUUGUAUCAAAAACAUGGAAGACUAAGGGGCUUCCACAGGAUUCUUUGUAACUGUGACAGCUCAAUGUUUCUCCAGUUUAGAAGGUCUUUUGUAUUUAUGUAUUCGUAUGUAUUCUUCAUUGCAUAGUCCUUCCCAAGGGGUUAAUUUGUUGUGUUCUGCUGGUUAAAUUAUCCAACUAUUGUUUACUCAGUGGUUCCUUCAUACUGCUGGUUUCUGUCUCAUUUCAGCAGUCUUCAUUUAUGUCCAAAAAUUCUGGUGCUUCUCAAAAGAUGUAAUUUUUUUAAAAAAAGUCUCCAAGUCAGGAAUGCCAUUGUGUAGAUCGUAUUGCAAAGGACAAAAAAAAAAUUAAAGAAAAGAAAAAGAAAUAUCAAAACUCAAGCAUGAUAUUUACUGUUUAUCUCAGUUUGAACA
Messenger RNA from Rhineura floridana, 5352 nucleotides. RefSeq names its product angiopoietin 1 (gene ANGPT1). Gene Ontology annotation, molecular function: receptor tyrosine kinase binding. NCBI's taxonomy places the organism in Eukaryota, Metazoa, Chordata, Lepidosauria, Squamata, Rhineuridae. The transcript has 9 exons. Bases 366 to 1865 code for a protein of 499 amino acids. Gene Ontology annotation, biological process: angiogenesis; Tie signaling pathway. The record is from RefSeq and is a predicted model, not a curated record.